Guillardia theta CCMP2712 is the source of this 585-nucleotide messenger RNA. RefSeq lists its product as hypothetical. Gene Ontology annotation, molecular function: ATP binding; protein kinase activity. The record is from RefSeq and is a predicted model, not a curated record. NCBI's taxonomy places the organism in Eukaryota, Cryptophyceae, Pyrenomonadales, Geminigeraceae. Gene Ontology annotation, biological process: protein phosphorylation. The annotation marks the transcript as partial. The transcript has a single exon.
AUCGGACAAGGGAGCUACGGAGUGCUCUUUCAAGGUACCUACAACGGGCUGGAGGUGGCGGUGGAGGAGCCCAACGACUACCAGGGGCUGCAUGACAACCCCGACAAGAAGACAGUCUACCUGAAGGAAGUCAGGAUGCUCGUUAGAACGCACCACCCCAACGUAUGCAAGCUCCUGGGAUGUAUCCUCCUGGACAAGGGUGGCGAUCCUUUCUAUGCCCGAGUGACGGAAUUCCACCACACGCUCUCCCACCACCUGUCAACGCUCCCUCGGUCAGGCUCGGAGAAGCUCGACCAGCACCGCUUCAUCAUCGUUGCUGGUCUGGCUGAGGGGCUGGCGUACUUGCACUGGAGACAAGUUGUCCAUCGAGACAUCCAUCCUCACAAGAUCUCCGUGACACCCAGCGGGGCAGCUCAGUUCGCUGACUUCCGCCUGUCUCAGGAGGCGGAUGCUCUCGCCAUGUCCACGGGAGCCACGCAGUUAGCAACGAUGCAGCAGUGGACAGCACCAGAGAAGCUGCGAGGGGAGCAGCUGACGGCGGAGUCGGAUGUCUACGCGCUGGGCCUUGUCAUGUCCAACGUGCUG